AUGCCUGAAGAACUCAAAGAUAAAAAUUUCAAGCCAAUCGAGGUAGGAGACCACGUCCUCACGCCGAUUCGCGGGGGCUGUCGUGAGGGCGAUGUCAGCCAACUCAUUCAUAAUGAAGAAGAGGCUGAGGCUGCUGGCCUGAAGAACCCACCCAAGCAUAAGCAUGGACGCGCGCGCGAAAUAGCAAAGGCUCUGCAGAGUACUGGGUGCGACACCAUCUGCCUGGUGCCACCUGCGCAUCAGGACAAGUACGACAUCUGCGUCGAGCUGGUCGAAGUGGCCAAGAAGGCGCAGAUUCCGAACGUGUGUCUGAUUAGUAGCGUUGGAUGCGACUACGCUACUGCUAAGAAACAGCCGCGCCUGCGAGAAUUCAUUGAUCUUGAGACUCUUGUGCUACAGAGCAAAGGCGAUGCUAGUACACCAACUGGGGGCUCGCCUUGCGUCAUCCGUAAGCAGGCUAAGGAGGAGUCUACACUCCCCUUGCCUAUCGGCAACAGCCAUAAAUUCGCCCCGGUGGCUCUUGGGAUGAUGGUCGUCAUAGGUCUAAUGUUAUGUGCCGGUGAGGAACUCGCAACCGCAGCAAGCAAGGCGCUCGGUGUCGAUCUCAAGGCCGAAGCUAAGCGCGUGCUCGCGGCUCAAAGUGACAUUGAUGAAUCGGAGCAGCAGUAUCUUCUUGAGUAUUACAGCCUAGUACGAGAGGGUAAGACAAACUACAUUGCAACGACAGCCUUCCACGACGUCACUGGCGAGCACCCAACGGAGCCGAGUGAGUUCUUUUCCAUGUAUAAGAAUGAGAUGCGGCCUAAAAAGGUCGUCAAGCGCAACCACAAGUAG
Messenger RNA from Cordyceps fumosorosea ARSEF 2679, 834 nucleotides. RefSeq lists its product as hypothetical. The record is from RefSeq and is a predicted model, not a curated record. Lineage: Eukaryota; Fungi; Ascomycota; Sordariomycetes; Hypocreales; Cordycipitaceae. The transcript is spliced from 6 exons. Bases 1 to 834 code for a protein of 277 amino acids.